Messenger RNA from Vitrella brassicaformis, 1666 nucleotides. NCBI's taxonomy places the organism in Eukaryota, Vitrellaceae. The record is from the annotation of a GenBank genome assembly.
CUUCGAAUCUGCAAGAGCGAUUUGUUGCUUUGGACUCUUAUUGAUGCCUCCUCGUAGUCAGCAGAACCAGGUGUGUCGUUACUGGCAACAGGGAAACUGCCGGUUCGGCGAUAGUUGCCAGUUUCUUCAUCCCGGUGCCGGUAUGGGGCCAGCGGGACGGCAGGGCCAGCCGUCCAAUCCAUUCGCGGCAUUGGGACAGCCAGGGGGGAACGGAGGAGCCACCGGAUUCGCAUCGACCGCUGCAGCGGCAGGGAACCCCGCGGCAGAUUUCAAGGCAUAUCUCCGCUCAGGAGGCUUCCCCUACACAUGUGAGCGACCACAGGCACUCGCAUCAUGCACGGAGGACAGAGAUGUUCACAAUGGACAUGAUAUGGUCUCUAUCCUUUCAGGCCUGAAGGGCGCUCCGAACCAGCCGUUGCUGAUGCAAGGUGCGACAAGAAGGGCGUGUCGGUGCAGUAUGAUUCCGAGCAGAUCUCACUGCGUGCUAUGGGAUGUGUGCAGAUUUGUUGAGUCCCGAGGAGCUGCGGUGGAAGUCGAUGGAGGCCGCAGGCGGCCAGCUGAACCAGCAGGCAUCCCAGAUGGUGGAGCAACAGGCGCGGUACGGAUGCAGAGGACACUACCGCUAGCCGCUUAAAUUGUGAUUGCGUUGCGCUUGCGCCCUGUCUGUUGAUGAUUUCAGUGCCCGUGUGGAGUCGAGUUUUGCGCAGCUAAGUCAGACUGCCCCCGCUCCGUCCAGCGCUGCAUCGGCUGCAGGGCUCUCUGGCCCAGCCCCGCAGAACCCCUUCGCGCAGCUGCAAAGCGCACCGUCGCCCUUCGGCCAGCCACAGUCAGCCCCGUCGCCAUUCUCUGCCAGCCCGACCCCACCCCAACCAUCGCAACCAUCGGCACCGGUGUUCACUGCGCCACCGCAGCAGCCGACUGCGGGAGGGAUAUUCGGCUCAGCGGCUGGCAGUGGUGGUGUGUUUGGAUCAUCAGCAGCGGGGAUGGGGAGGGGUGGAGGGGUAUUUGGGGGCGCUGGUGGGUCGGCAACAAGCAAUCUGUUCGGCCAAGGGGGUGGGUCAGGUGGCAGUGUGUUUGGAGGUGGGGCUGCAGCACCUGCAGCACCCGUCGGAGGCGGUGGCGGGCAGGUCAGUGAAUAAAUGGAUGCAAUGCAAAGGGGGGAGGAUGCAUGUGCACAUCCCCAUAGAGAUGACUGCGUUGUGCCCCGUUUGGUCCUCGUGCGAAUCACCCACACAGAUAAUGAAUCCGUUUGCGGCGGCGCAGAGCGGCCCAUCGCCGUUCGGCCCUCCACCAGUAGCAGCAGCUGCAGCAGCUGCAGCUGCUUCGUCUGCAACAACACCCACGCAGGGAGAGGCAACACCAGAGGUGAGUAACCCGAUCCACGACAAUCAAUGGUGAAUGAUGGAUGGCAUGUAUCCGUGUGUGGAUCAGGUGGUACCGAUCAGUGGGGAGUCGCAGCGCAUCUUCGCAUCCAAGGAUCCAUUUCCGGUGGGCUGCAGAAAGUGGCUGAUGCGUCCAUGUCGCUCGGUGGAUGUCUGUUGUCUGUUGUGCGUUGCCCAGGCCCGGCAUGAGGGGAAGGGCGGCAUUCCGGAGGACAUGCCGCCAGCUGACGUGUGCACGGACGUUUGAUUGGUGAUGGUAUGCUGUGCAUGAGCGAAUGGUCGAG